Messenger RNA from Striga asiatica, 330 nucleotides. The record is from the annotation of a GenBank genome assembly. Lineage: Eukaryota; Viridiplantae; Streptophyta; Magnoliopsida; Lamiales; Orobanchaceae.
AUGAAUGCUUGUUCACUGUUCACGCUCCAGAAUUUUUUCGUCAGUCACAGCUUGAAAAGAGCUCGAGAAGAAGCAAAAAUGGGAGCAUCGGGCAACCCACGGCUCUCAGGAAUGCAAAAACAAGUGCUUGCUCUGUAUAGAGGGUUUUUGCGAGCAGCACGCACUAAAUCACCCGAAGAACGUACCAAAAUUGAAUUGAUCGUGUCAGCAGAGUUUCGCCAUAAUUCCACUCAGGUCGAUCGCAAAAACUUUCUCUAUAUUGAGUAUUUAAUUCGGCGCGGUUCUAUGCAUCUCCUUUUCACGCAUCCUAAUAUUCCCCUUGAUCUAUGA